AUGAAAUGGCGGGACUUCACUUCACUUUCGUGUGGGUAAAACUAAAAGCUGCUAAACCCUAAACGCAACCUUCUCCCAGUGCGCGAUUCAAGCAUGAUGAAUGGCGGUGGUGGCGGUUACGGUUCAAUACGGAUUCGAGCUUCCUUCGUCAGGUUGCUUUCUACGAAUCCGGUUGAUCCGUCGGCUGAAAGAAUAUAUAGGAGAUUGUCAGCCUUGGGAGCUACCGGCGGAAACGCCGGAAUAACACUGAAUGAGUACAUCAGAGAGGGAAGAUUUGUCAGGAAACACGAGCUUGACCGAUGCAUCAAGGAGCUUCGGAAAUACGGAAGGUAUCAACACGCUCUCGAGAUAAUGGAGUGGAUGGAAAUGAGAGGUAUUAACUUCGCAUAUCGUGAUUAUGCCGUUCGCUUAGAUCUUGUAGCAAAAGCUAAGGGGAUAGCUGCAGCUGAGAAUUACUUCACUGAUCUCUCCCCGGAAAGAAGAAACCCCAGCACUUACGGUUCUCUACUGAACUCAUAUUGCAAGGAGAAAAUGGUAGAUAAAGCCCUGUCUCUCUUUGCCAAGAUGGAAGAAUUAAACUUUGCUACAACCACAUUGGCUUUCAGUAAUCUCAUGUCCAUGUACAUGAAAAUCAACCAACCGGAGAAACUCCCGUUGUUGAUGGAGAAGAUGAAACAGAGAAAUCUCCGUCCCUGCACUUUCACUUACUGUUUAGUAAUGAGUAGUUAUUCGUCUUUAAACGACAUGGAAGGUGUAGAAAGAACAUUCAAGGAGAUGACUGAGAACAUGGAAGACUGUGAAUGGACAGCUUACAGCAAUCUAGCUGCCAUUUAUGUUAAAGCUGGAAUUCAUGAUAAAGCCGAAUGGGCUCUUGGUAAGUUAGAGGAGAAAAUGGAACCGAAUAACAGAAUGGCUUACCAUUUUCUGAUAAGUUUAUACGCGGGGAUCAAUAAAGCAACUGAAGUUCGUCGGAUUUGGACAUCAAUGAAGACCAUUCUUCCUGUGACGAACAAUAUGAGUUAUCUCAUUAUGAUCCAGGCAAUGGGAAGACUCGACGAGGUUUGUGAAGUAAAAAAAUGUUUUAACGAAUGGUUACAUUGUCAUGUAAACUACGAUAUUAGAGUAGCGAAUUCCGCCAUAGUUACUUACCUUAAACACGACAUGCUGAAAGAAGCUAAAAGUGUUCUUCUCCAAUCGAUGGAGAGGUCGAAAGGACCUUUCUUUAGGUCAAUGGAGAUUUUUAUGGAAUUUUAUUUGAGGAAUGGUGAGAUUGAUGCUGCUUUUAAGUGUUUGGAAGAAGCAGUGAGUUGGAGAAAAGGAGAGGAAUGGGGACUGUCUGUUAAAUAUAUUUUGAAGUUUUUUCAGUUUUUUGAAGAGGGAAAGGAUGUUGAUCGAGCAGAAAGGUUCUGUGGAAUAUUGAAGAACAUGAAGUGUUUUGAUUGCAGAGCUUAUAAGUUGUUGGUUCGAGUCUAUGUAGCGGCGGGUCUGACUCCGCCCGAGAAGGAAGGUAGGAUGGAUGAGGAAGGUAAGAUGGAUGAGGAAGGUAAGAUGGAUGAAGAAGAUGGGAUUGAGAUAGAUUCUGAACUUGAGGAUCAUAAUAUUGUAGGCUCAUCAGCUCCAUAGGGACUACUACUAGUUUUCUUAGUGUUUUAUCAAUCUUAAAACUCUUCUUUUAA
Messenger RNA from Impatiens glandulifera, 1676 nucleotides. Its product is annotated as pentatricopeptide repeat-containing protein At1g02370, mitochondrial. NCBI's taxonomy places the organism in Eukaryota, Viridiplantae, Streptophyta, Magnoliopsida, Ericales, Balsaminaceae. Gene Ontology annotation, molecular function: protein binding. The transcript is spliced from 2 exons. The coding region runs from base 94 to 1623 and encodes 509 amino acids. Gene Ontology annotation, cellular component: mitochondrion. The record is from RefSeq and is a predicted model, not a curated record.